This is a messenger RNA of Cutaneotrichosporon oleaginosum, 1267 nucleotides long. RefSeq lists its product as uncharacterized. The record is from RefSeq and is a predicted model, not a curated record. Gene Ontology annotation, biological process: protein peptidyl-prolyl isomerization. Lineage: Eukaryota; Fungi; Basidiomycota; Tremellomycetes; Trichosporonales; Trichosporonaceae. Gene Ontology annotation, molecular function: protein binding; peptidyl-prolyl cis-trans isomerase activity.
ACUAAUCACACGCACAAUGCCCAACAAGGUUGCCUACUUUGACAUCAGCAUCGGCGGACAGCCCGCCGGUCGCAUCGAGUUCGAGCUCUUCGACGACGUCGUGCCCAAGACCGCGGCCAACUUCGAGCACCUCUGCAUCGGCGACAAGAUCAACGAGAAGGGCACCAAGCUCACCUAUGUCGGCUCCUCCUUCCACCGGUGCAUCAAAGGCUUCAUGCUUCAGGGCGGUGACUUCACCCGCGGUGACGGCACUGGCGGGGAGUCGAUCUAUGGCGAGAAGUUUGCGGACGAGAACUUCACUCUCAAGCACGAGAAGCCGAUGUUGCUGUCGAUGGCCAACGCCGGCCCCAAUACAAACGGCUCGCAGUUCUUUAUCACCACUGUUCCCACCCCCCAUCUGGAUGGCAAGCACGUCGUCUUUGGUCGCGUGCGCUCGAACCGCGCGCUUGUUCGUCGUAUCGAGGACAUCCCCACCACGGCCUCUGACCGUCCUGAGGAGGAGGUGAAGAUCACCGGCGCUGGUGUGCUGGAUGCCGCCGAGGUGGAGAAGGAGGACGCCGAGCGUGCUCGCGCUGCCGAGGCUGCGGCUAAGGGGGGCGAGGAUGUCUUUGAAGAUUACCCUGCGGAUGAGGAGAAGGUUGACGCCGAGAAGGCCGAGGAAGCACUCAAGGUUGCUCAGACCCUCCGAGCCCUCGGCAACGCAGCCUUCAAGGCGGGAGAGAACACCGUCGCUCUGGCCAAGUACCAAAAGGCGCUGCGAUACCUCGACGUGCACCCGGAGCUGCCCAACGAUGCCGCCGCCGAGCUGGUCGAUGGCUUCCGCAGCACGAGGUUCCCGUGCCUCACGAAUGGGAGCCUGGUCGCGCUCAAGGUUAGCCCGCCUCAGGCCAAGCUGGCCGAGUCGCUUGCCAGCCGAGCGCUUAAUGUUGCCGACCUCACCGCCGCCGAGAAGGGUAAGGCCCUCUACCGGCGCGGUGCCGCUCGCGUCGCGCUGAAGGACCUGGAUGGCGCCGAGGCAGACCUUGCGGAGGCAAACAAGCUUGUGCCAGGCGACGGCGGUGUUACGAAGACUCUGGCAGAGGUGCGCGCCCAGAAGAAAGCUGCGCUCGACAAGCAGCGUGCGGCGUACUCCAAGAUGUUCGGAUAACAGACCGCGCAUGGACGGCAAACGAGGAAGUGUAUCGAUGUUAGCAUAGGAUAGACAGACUGCUGCGUGGAUGGCAUCUGCAUUGUGUUUCUACAUGACGGCUUGAUGUAUGGGUGGGAC